AUGAACCCGAUCUGGACUCUGGCUGUGUGCUGGAGAGUUGUGAGUUUUGCUGUUUCUGGUUGGACGCAGGAUUUGUCCGGUGCUGCAUCAUAUCUGAUCUCAGGUCCAGAGGUGUUGCAUGCUGGGACGCCAACUCUUCUGGCUGUCACUGUUUUCGAUGACUUCCCCGGCACGGUGACAGCUGAAGUGGGAAAUGGCAUCGCCAAAGUAUCUCACACCAAAGACUUCCGAGAAGGUUUGACCAGUGUCCUCACACUUCCUCCUAUUCCUGACUCCUUAACCCAGAAUUCCCACUUAAACUUGACGGUGUGGGGCUACAAAGGGAACAGCGUCAUUUUCACCAACACCACCACCCUCAGCUUCAGUCGCAGGAAUGUUUCCACCUUCAUCCAAACUGACCGAUGGCGCUACAGUCCAGGGGACACAGUCAAGGUCAGAGUGGUGUCUGUUCAGUGGGAUAACCGUCCAUAUGAAGGGAAGGUGGACGUCUCUGUGCGGGAUCCCAGUGGGAAUGUCGUUGACAGGUGGGAGUCCACAGGGAAUCUAGGAAUUGUGUUAGAAGAAUUCCAUUUGUCCCAGGGGCCUCUUCUUGGACGUUGGGUGGUCACAGCCUCAGUGAAUGGCGUGACUGAUGAGAAACUGUUCAUCGUGGAGCAUUAUGAGCGCCCACACUUUGAAGUUCUGGUGAAGACACCUUCACGUGUCCUCGUUGGUGAUGACCUCUCAGGAUCAGUAAGAGCGCUGUACCCCAGUGGACAACCUGUACAUGGAACAUUAGUUGCUUCUCUGGAGUCUGCUGUGAGCAAUACAACCUCUGCAAUGCAAACUAAAGAGAUCUACGGCUCAACGCGGUUUUUCUUCAGCAACGAUCAACUUCAGACUCUCCCGUCGUCAUCGGUUCGCAGUGACGGUCGCGUCGUCGUGCAUGUUUCUGUAUCUGUUAAGGACAGCUCCACAGGAUUUAGAGUGAACAGAACGGUGCCAGUCCACCUCAUGCAGAAUGCAUUCCAGCUUACGUUCCAGGAUUUUCCUGCCACUCUGAAGCCAUCCUUACACUUCUCUGCAAAUCUCAGGAUCUCAAGAUACGACAGAAAGCCGCUCAGCUCCUCGGAUCUCAGGCACUCUGCUGUGGUUGAAGUCAGUCAGAGAACUUUGGUGAACGAUGUGGAACCGACAGCUCUGAUACUUCCUGUGUCUGAGGACGGGAACGUCCACAUUAGGCUUAAAUUACAGGAUCGAGUUGCGAUGCUCUUUAUCCGGGCCAGAUUCCAAUCCAGCGAGGAGACUCUGAAGGUUUCCACCAACUCCUCCUCUCUCAGUGACUCAUAUAUUCAGAUCUUCCCAGUCAACACACCUGCACAGAUUGGAUUGCCUCUGGAGCUGAAUGUAGAGAGCAGCUUUAAACUAACGAAGCUUCACUUUGUGGUGAGCUCUAAAGGGCAGGUGGUAUCUGCUGGGACACACAACUCCUCGUCCUUCUCACUGAGCCCAGCGCUGUCCUGGUCCCCCGUGGCCUGUGUCACUGUUUACGCCAUCGUUUCUGAUGGCGAGAUUGUCAGUGACACAGCACGUAUAUCCAUCGAUCAGCAUGUAUUCUUAAACUGGAGCAGUGAAAGGGCCCAACCAGGUGAGCAGGUAUCGCUCACUGUGACUGGCCUUGAAUCCAGGUCCCAGCUGGGAGUCGUGGUAUUGGGGACGCACGAGGAUUCCCCGCAGUCUGAUCCGGACUUUAAAGUGGAAGGGGACUGUAAUCUCAGGAUGCUGACCAAUGCAGGCUUAUAUAAAAAACUGCAGCCUGUAAAUGAGGGACCUGCCGCAGAGGUGCAGAGGUACUGGAGCCACUGGAUGGAUAGUGCUGAGUCUUUACUGUGGUUAGACGCUAAUGUUAGUGAUCAGAUGUGGACAAGUGAGAACAUAACUGUGCCAGAUGGUGUUACCUCUAUGAGAGCUUUGGCACUGGUGAUGUCAGAGAGCUGGGGUUUGGGCUUCACUCCUGUGCCACAAAAGCUGACUGUCUCCAAAGAUUUUUCCCUGUCUCUGGUCGUCCCAUCACGCCUCAUCAGAGGAGAGGAGGUUGUGUUGGAAGUGAACGUCAUCAACCAUUUAGAGCAGGAAAUGGAUGUCAUCGUGCUGCUAGCACAGAGCAAAUCCUUUGAGUUUGUUCUGGCACAGCGGAAGGAUGCGUCUGUUAUACAUGCUCAAAAAAUCACCGUAGGGAGUCACGUCUCUGCUUCGGCCCAGUUCCCUGUAAGGCCUUUGGCUCUGGGUCAGGUGGAAAUAUCUGUGGAUGCUGUAUCUGCAGAGGCCUCAGACAGUUGUGUUUGGAGAGUAAUGGUGAAGCCCAAAGGAGUUGAGCAGUACUUCUCUCAGACUCUGUUCUUGGAGCUGGAACCGCAGAAAUCCAACAGAUCCAGAACUGUCUCGUUCUCCUUUCCUCCGGACGUGGUACCCGGCAGUCAGAGGGCCCAUGUGGCAGUAGCUGGUGAUAUCUUGGCUUUGUCCAUCAACAACUUGGGCUCACUGGUUCAGCUGCCGGUUGGAUGUGGGGAGCAGAACAUGAUCCACUUUGCUCCAAGCGUGUAUGUUGUUCAGUACCUGAGUGCUUCAACUCAGGAUGACAGCACGAUCAGGAGCCAGGCUCUAGCUUACAUGAUGGAAGGUUAUCAGAAGCAGCUCUCCUACCAACGAGAUGAUGGUUCCUUCAGUGCUUUUGGAAACAGCGACACCUCUGGUAGCACAUGGCUGACAGCCUUUGUAGUGCGCUGCUUCCUCCACGCUCAGCCCUACAUGCAGAUAGACCAGAGCGUCCUGCACAGGGCCGUGGCUUGGCUCUUGAAACAACAGGGGCCCCGAGGGGAGUUCAGCGAGGUGGGCAGACUGAUCCACACAGAGAUGCAGGGAGGUCUGGAUAACGGCCCGGUGGCGCUGACCGCUUAUGUGCUGAUUGCACUUUUGGAGGACCACACCUACGCAGACAUGUACCAGGAAAACGUGUCUCUGGCCACAAACUACCUGGAGGACAAAGUGUCUGGCGGUGUGGUCAGUAACUACAGCCUGGCUCUGGUGGCUUACGCUUUAGCUCUGGCCAACAGUCCUGUCUCUUUCAGCGCCCUCCUACAGCUCAGCAGUAGGGCAGACUACAUAGAUGGAGUGAUGAUGUGGAGUUCGUCUGUUGGCCUGAGGUCACAUGACCAGAAGCCGCCUGCAGCACAGAUCGAGAUGGCCUCCUACGUGCUGCUGGCUCACGUUAGGCACGGCUCUCUCUUUGACGUCAUUGCACUCAUGAAGUGGUUAAGCACACAGAGAAACCAUGUGGGGGGCUACAGAACCACGCAGGACACAGUGGUAGCUCUCCAGGCUCUGGCUUUCUUUGCAGCAUUCAGUGGCGCCAACGCCAUUAACCUCAGGCUGCACGUAUCUUCUCCAACAUCGUCGUCACUGUUUCAAAUCAACUCCACCAACUAUCGAACGUAUCAAAGCCAAGAGAUUAGUGCUGAAAAAGAUCUGCAUCUAAAAAUCUACAUGGAAGGAAGAGGCUUCGCCACAUUUCAGUUGAACGUCUUUUACCACCUGGAGAGCGAAGCCUUUUCACAGAACCUCCAGCAAGCUGCAGACGAGGAAGCUUUCUCAUUACAGAUUGAUGUUGCUGAUGACAGUGAGCACAAUCACAUAAAACUGUCGAUAUGCACAAGAUUAAAGGAAAUUCAGACAAUACCUCGCACAGGUAUGGUUAUACUGGAGGUAGGCAUGCUCAGCGGGUUCACGCUCUCUAAUAAGACUGCUCUCACAGCAGCAGUUAUCAGGAAGGUGGAGACGUCACCUGAGAAAGUCAGCCUGUACCUGGAUUCGCUCAACAAGUCCGAGGUCUGCAUUGAGCUUCUUCUAGUCAGGAACUACAAAGUGGCCCGUGUGCAGGACACUGUGGUGCACGUUUACGACUACUAUGAACCAAUGAGAAAAGCAAUAAGCACGUAUAAUUCCCGAGUGCUGCGCAGUGUGGACUCCUGCUUCUUCUGUGGUGCAAACUGUGAUGGCUGCAGGCCUGCAGUCACCAUCGCCAUGUCGUCUUCGCCGUCCUCUCAGUCGGCGGCUGCCUGCAGCUUUAGCUGCCUGUUUCUCGGAGUCGCUGCUUUCCUUGCUGCAGCCUGAUUUAAAAAGCACACGUUUAAUAAGCACUGAUGGAUGUUUCUGUCAUACCAAACUUACUGUUUGACUUGUAAUGUUUAGGGGACUGUUCUUUGUUUAGUGCACUAUGCCCCCCACUGUUGAUGUGUUUGUAAAUAUGAAAUUAGUGAGUGUGGAAACUUAUAUUACAUGUACUGUUUUUAAAUCAAUACCAUGUAAAACAAAUACCUUUAAUGCUACCAUGAGUCCAUAAGUUGAGAAAAAUAAUCCAUUAAAUAAAGUAGUUCUGUAGUCACAAGCUUUUCCACACGUCCUGUUGUCUCUGUUCUGGCAGAAAAUACCGACAUAUUAAUCUGCGCCAAGUCAUAGAAAUGCUAAAAAAUGGAUUAUUGUGCAGCUCUGC
Molecule: messenger RNA, 4528 nt
Organism: Archocentrus centrarchus (flier cichlid)
Lineage: Eukaryota; Metazoa; Chordata; Actinopteri; Cichliformes; Cichlidae
Product: CD109 antigen-like
Exons: 32
Coding region: 1-4149 (1382 amino acids)
Cellular component (GO): extracellular region
Molecular function (GO): endopeptidase inhibitor activity
Source: RefSeq, a predicted model, not a curated record